This is a messenger RNA of Pipistrellus kuhlii (Kuhl's pipistrelle), 2253 nucleotides long. It is a transcript of the gene PEX10, whose product is annotated as peroxisomal biogenesis factor 10. Gene Ontology annotation, cellular component: peroxisomal membrane. NCBI's taxonomy places the organism in Eukaryota, Metazoa, Chordata, Mammalia, Chiroptera, Vespertilionidae. The transcript is spliced from 5 exons. Gene Ontology annotation, molecular function: zinc ion binding. Gene Ontology annotation, biological process: protein import into peroxisome matrix. The record is from RefSeq and is a predicted model, not a curated record. The coding region runs from base 63 to 1148 and encodes 361 amino acids.
CAGCCGGUCAUCAGGCAGCGCCGUGUGGGCGUGGCCAUCCGGGUUCCCGGGUCCCUGCAGCCAUGGCUUCGGCGGCCGCCAGUCCCCCCGAGGUGGUCCGCGCGGCCCAGAAGGACGACUACUACCGCGGCGGGCUGCGGAGCGCGGCGGGCAGCGCCCUGCACAGCCUGGCGGGCGCCAGGAAGUGGCUGGAGUGGAGGAAGGAGCUCGAGCUGCUGUCGGACGUGGCCUACUUCGGCCUCACCACACUUGCAGGCUACCAGACCCUCGGCGAGGAGUACGUGGGGCUGGUGCAGGUGGACCCGUCCCGGAGCCAGGUGCCCCAGAGGCUGCGCCGCGGCGUGCUGGUGGCGCUGCACACGGUCCUGCCCUACGUGCUGGACAAGGCGCUGCUCCACCUGGAGCAGGAGCUGCAGGCCGACGGCAACGGCGCCCGCCCGGCUCCCGGCGCCUCGAGGGGCCGGUCGGGAGCCCGGCGCUGGGUGCACAGGCAGGUGGCGGCCCUGCCGGAGCCGCAGAGGAGGGCGCUGCUGCGGGCGGUGCUGGUGCUCAGGCAGGGCCUGGGCUGCCUCCACCGGCUGCACGUCGCCUGGUUCUACAUCCACGGCGCCUUCUACCACCUGGCCAAGCGGCUCACGGGCGUCACCUACGAGCCUCACGGAGGAGAAAGCUGUGUCCCGGAACUCGCUGUGCACCCUGUGCCUGGAGGAGCGCAGGCACUCGACGGCCACGCCCUGCGGCCACCUGUUCUGCUGGGAGUGCAUCACCCAGUGGUGCGACACCAAGACGGAGUGUCCCCUGUGCAGGGAGAGGUUCCCUCCCCAGAAGCUGGUCUACCUGCGGCACUUCCGGUGACAGGACAGACAGAGCCACCGCAGCCGCUGCGGAGCGCCAGGCACAGCCCUCACAGACGUGGAGACCAGGGCGCCCGCCCACACCCUGUCCGGCAGGUGCCUUUCCUGCCUGAGGAUCUCCUCAGACUGUGGAGGGAAGGGGAGACACAGAGCAUGGACAUGAGACACCUCGAUUGGUUGCCUCUCACCUGGGCCCCAACUGGGCCGAGAUCAAACCUGAAGCCAAGGUACAUGUCCUUGAUCAGACUCGAACCCAUGACCAUUCAGUCCGUGGGCAGAAGCUCUAACCGCUGAACCACACCAGCCUUUAUUCACAUGUCAAGUCUGUUCUCCAUUUAGGAUUUGAGGUCUGUCCUGGUCCCUACAGACUCUGAGGCCCUUGCCCCCUCGGGGGCGCCCUCUGGGGCAGAGCCAGCUUGCCCGAGAAGUUUUCCUAACAUUGAGGCACAGACCCCCUCGAGUUUGGCACUAGGACAGCCGCCACCUGUGUCCGCCUACUUCCUGCCACAGCCACACACUGUAUUUGUCAGGUUUGAAACCGUUUAACUCGCACCAGAGACAGAACUUGGCCAUAAAGCCCCUUAAAAGCCGGCGUGUUGAGAGCCCUAAGGGUGGGGCCACCCCCGGCCAGGACCUUGGGUCUGCGUGGCUCCCGCUGGAGUGGCCACGCAGGCCGCUCCCUAGAGGGAAUUGUCCAGCCAGACUCUGUUCUGAGGGAAUGACGGUCAUGGCCGCUGACCGGCCACUGAGCAGAGACCUCCCGCCGAGGGCCCAGGUGGCCGCCACCGGCCCAGAAGUCCUGACUCACACUUGGCCGAGCACAGCCUCCCGCCACGCCGGCCUGGCGCGCACUGGGACGGAGCGCUAGGUGAGGCGGCCGGGCCCUGGCCGCAGACAUGCUGCUCGGGCCCGUCCACUCCAGGUUCCGCAGCGGCAGGUGGAGGUCUGAGCAGUCCGCUUCGAGCAAGAGCAGCCCUGGCCGGCGGCGAGAGCACCAUCCUGUGCACCAAAGGGGUUUUCAGGUCGAUCCCGGGGCACGUACGGGAGGCAGCCGUAGGUGUCCCUCUGACAUCGAUGCUUCUCUUCCCCCCUCCUCUCAAAUCAAAUCAAAUGGACACAUAUCCUUGGGGGGAGGCGGGUUAGAAAGCAGGAAGAGCUCAAGUCCAGGUGGGCAAAAUGGCCAAGAAACCCGUCCACGCCCGAUGGCAGAACCCCAGGACACGGGCAGCUGCUCACCGAGUGUGAGCCCCGACCCCCAGAAAGGACUCCGGCUCCGCGCCUGCCCAGCCCUGCCUCGCUCUGCCCACCCUGUGCCUGGCAGAGUCCCGCGGGCGCUUCUGGAUAAAGACUCCGUGCGGAAGGGGACACCGUCUUUAAUAAAGUUUGAAUUAAAAAGUCA